AUUCUGGAUAACGUCGUAAUAUUUACAGGGUGUUUUGUAUCGCUGUGAGGCUGUCGCUUUCAGUUUUCAUCCUGUCUGUAUCCUUCAGUGCGCCCUGAAGCUUUCAGAUGAAAGCACGCCCCUUGUUAUCCUGUUCGGUCCGCGAUUGCCGGUACAACUUUCUGUGUUCCGUCAUUUAUACAUUUUCUUUUGACAAAUUGUUUAAUUCAGUGAGUGAUCAAAGUGAUGUUCAAACUUUUAAAAGUGGUUUAUAGCAAUACUUACCCCCGUUUCUAAUUAUAAAACUAACUGUCAGUUUACUCGCUUGCAAACCGUGAACAUGAGAUUAGAAAUAAGGAUUUUUGACUUGACAGAAAGAGUCAAAACUGUUGAGUGUUUAAUGUUAAUAAAUUUAAGAAACCUUUACAUGUUCUAUCAAUUUGGGGGUAAGCUGUAAAAACUAGAGACAAUAGAAAAUACAUAAUAUGAUUUCUAAGUUAAGUGUCACAAAAAUAUGUGAGUGAUUUGUGUCAUGAUGGAAAAUGUGACAGUGACGCCUUUAGGGAUAGUUUCGUUUGAAGAGUCAGUGAAUGGAUCGUUCCCGCUAGUGCCGGAGUUCGACAUACUGUUUCAGCCGGAACCGGUCCUUAUUGCGCUGUAUGUGCCGACCAUUCUGAUAUCAUUGUUGGCGAAUAUUCUACUCAUCGUCGUUGCAGUGAAAUGCAAAUACACAAAAAACGUGACGAACAUCUUCCUGGUGAACCUCUCCGCGGCGGACAUCCUGGUGACGUCGGUGUGCAUGCCGCUGCAGCUCAGCAAGGCCGUCACGCUGGUCUGGUUCUACGGGGAGGCCGUGUGCAAGCUCGUCAACUACAUGCAAGGUGUAGCGGUGGCGGCUAGCGUGUUCACCCUGGCCGCUAUGUCAGUCGACCGCUGGCUAUCCAUCUCGCCCGCCCAGCAAGUGAGACCCCCGGGCCGGAAGCAGGCGGUCCUGCUGCUAGCUCUGCUGUGGAUGGCCGCGCUGCUCAUCUUCAUACCGCUGCUGAUGGUCGCGUCUGUUCAGACGGAGCAGGUGCCGAUUAUUGCGCUCAAUGGCGGGCACUCGUCGAUAGUCCGUAUGAGAGAGGUCCACUUUUGUACUGAAACGUGGGAGGGACCUGAAAGUAGGAAACAGUUCGGGAUUUUCAGUUUCAGCAUGGUGUAUGCUAUUCCUGGUACUGUAACUAUACUAUCCUACAUAUUGAUGGGCCGAACACUGUGCUCCGUGCGGCCGCCCUUCGACAUGGAUGAAGGGAAUCUUAGUAUGCAACAGGGUCUCAGAAUAAUGAAGGAGCGCAAGCGUGUGGCGUGGAUCCUGCUGCUGCUGGCGGUGCUGUUCGCGGCGUGCUGGCUGCCCUACAACAUCAUGCAGCUACUGCUCGAUAUAAACCCCAGUUACACGAAGCAUUUGAGCACUUUCCUGCCGUACGCUUUGUAUUUAGGUCAUGCAAAUUCUGCAAUCAAUCCAAUAGUCUAUUGUUUAAUGACUAGAAAUUUCCAAAGAUCCGCCAAAAAAAUACUUUGCGGUAAAGGCGUUUGCAAACAGACCACGUUUACGUGGCGCUGUAAUCAAAAGCCCGAGGGGUCGUCAAGCGACUAUGACCUCUAUCACGAACCACACAAGAGAUGCUAUUUGCAGAUGGCGACACUGCGCCACAACGGGCACACGCACACACACAAGCCGCAGCCCGGCGCACACACACGCACGCAGCUGUCACACGUCACUCGCUCGUCGCGCCGCACCGCGCCCGCGCAUGCGCUCUCCGCCGACAUGUUGCACCGGCACGGCCACAUCGACUACAGAUAUUGAAGUGAACGCACGCGCCGAGAGCGGUUUCUAAGUUUGGCGACGAGUUUUGUAAUAUAAUGUAAUUACAGUGCGAUGUUUUGGACACUGUAGAGAAGUGUUCGGUUUUAAGUGAUAUACGCGGGACGUUAUAGAUUACAGUGUGAAUACAUUUCAGUGGAAUAUGUUUAAGUUCCUUACUUCAAGAGUAGGGUAGGGAUACAGUGUUUUAUGAUUUUCAGCUGCUUUCAUAGUUAAAA
Plutella xylostella (diamondback moth) is the source of this 2064-nucleotide messenger RNA. It is a transcript of the gene NGR-A12, whose product is annotated as neuropeptide receptor A12. Lineage: Eukaryota; Metazoa; Arthropoda; Insecta; Lepidoptera; Plutellidae. The record is from RefSeq and is a predicted model, not a curated record. Gene Ontology annotation, cellular component: plasma membrane. Gene Ontology annotation, biological process: G protein-coupled receptor signaling pathway. Gene Ontology annotation, molecular function: neuropeptide Y receptor activity.